CUUCUCUCACCUUUGGAAAGCUCAAAGACCGAGCCGAUUGGUGGUGAUUCUUCCCUUCCGACGGCCAAAAAUAGAUCUGAUCCACCAAGGACAUCGCCAUGGCCGACUCCAACGCUGCGAGGCUGUCAGAGGAGGUCCUCCAGGAGCUCAGCAACACCGAGUAUGCGUGUUCCAACCUGCAACCCCUCUCCGGUGGCACCGCCAACUUCAUAUUCAAGGGCACUCUCAUCCAGCCUCUCGCGAACGGCACGAAAGAGGUGGCCGUAAAGCACGGCGAGGGCUACGUCGCCUCGGUCCCGGGCUUUCGGAUCCCCACUACCCGCUGCCGAGCCGAGGUAGAAUGCCUGAAAUCCAUCGGUGGGCUCGCACUCACCAAGGGGCCAUAUGCUGUCCGAGCGCCCAAACUCUACUACUUCAACCCGGAUACCAACACGCAAAUUCAAGAGUAUCUCCCCGGGGCGUUGAGCCUGAAGGACUAUGCUCUCAGGCACUUCUCGUCCCCAGACCCGUCGAGGAAGCCACUCUGCUUGGAACUGGGACGGAGCCUGGGCGCGUGGCUGCGCGAGUUCCACGCCUGGGCGUCCCUCCCGGAGCAGGCCGAGUUGAGAGAGGAGCUGAAGUCGAACGAGCCGAUGCAGAAGAUCAAGCACAUGGCCAACUACCAAACCCUGGUCGGCACCGUCUCCAACUUCCCGUCGAUCCUUGGCGAGGCACAGGAGACUUUCGAGAAGAUCAAGGACGCAACGGCAAAAGAACUCGAUAGGCCAGAUCUGCAGAUCAUCCAUGGGGAUUUCUGGACGGGAAACGCUCUUCUGCCGGACCGGCCCCUGGAGAAUGGCGACCAGCUGCCAGUCUUCAUUGUGGACUGGGAAAUGUGCCAGUUCGGACUUCCGCCGCUCGACCUUGGCCAGAUGAUUGCCGAACUCUACGAGCUCUCGCUCUUUAAGAACAUGGACGAGGGUAAAUGGCUGAUUGAAGGAUUCACGGCUGGAUACGGCUGCGUUGACGAUGACUUCGCCUUGCGCACUGCGCUCCAUGUCGGCACCCACCUCGUCGCCUGGGGCUCGCGCGUUGCCGGCUGGGGUUCCGAGGCGCAGGUGCAGCAUGUAGUCGGCCUGGGGAAGGACAUCAUCCUCCGUGCCUGGGACAAGGACCGUGUCUGGUUUGAGGGCGGCGACCUGGCUUGUUUGUUCACCAAGCACUGAUCUGCGCCAUCAACCAUGGCACGGCCGGGAGUGGUGCUUGGAGAGCGAGAGCGCCCAGGUCCACGCGACGCUAGAGAAUCACUAAUCGGAAUUACCACACACCCCAGUAACUAUGUACACUGGGAAGUUCAAAAGACGGUCCCGAGACGCCGGAAGUAUGGUCUCGGUCACUCGAUCGAAAGAGAAAGGCAUCGGCUCGUUCAUACUUCCGAGAUAAUCACCAGGAGCGUUCGCCACAGUCCACUGCCUG
Thermothelomyces thermophilus ATCC 42464 is the source of this 1455-nucleotide messenger RNA. RefSeq lists its product as uncharacterized. The transcript is spliced from 3 exons. The record is from RefSeq and is a predicted model, not a curated record. Lineage: Eukaryota; Fungi; Ascomycota; Sordariomycetes; Sordariales; Chaetomiaceae. The coding region runs from base 99 to 1205 and encodes 368 amino acids.